Molecule: messenger RNA, 2298 nt
Organism: Trachemys scripta elegans
Lineage: Eukaryota; Metazoa; Chordata; Testudines; Emydidae
Gene: MUC15
Product: mucin 15, cell surface associated
Exons: 3
Coding region: 27-1070 (347 amino acids)
Source: RefSeq, a predicted model, not a curated record
AAGAAACAAACCACAAAGUCACUACCAUGCUGCCUUCCAGUGGAAUUCUUUUUAUUUUACUGCCCGUUAGUUUAUGGUGGACCAGAAGCAAUGGUUACAGUAGUACAGUCAGAACAACAAACAAUGACAAUAGUUCAACUAUAGAUACGACUUCACCUACACACCAAGGAACUUCACAUCAGCUAGAUCUUACUGGAACUAACGGAAUAACUACUCCUGCUAUAAGCCAUGUUACGCCAACAACGGCCAAUAAAAAUGCAACAACAAAAAGUACAGUAAUAGAGAUUAACACUCAAAGUAACAGUGUAACUCAGAGAUCCACUAAUGGCACAGAGUUAUUUUCGACUUCGCAUGUGGAUAAGGGUUCAACGGAUGGCACAAAUACCCCUGCCAAAAAUGUCAACAGAAUCUCACCAUCUUCAACAAUAUCCAUAACCAUGACUGACUUGUCCACAGCGACUGAAAGCAACAUGCCUACAAAUGCUGGUGUAUCAUCGAAAACGGAAGCCAAAAACUUCACUUCAGUCACCUAUAAGACCAGUUCUACUGCAACAAUCUCCACCAAAGACUCUCUAAAGAGCUCCACAGAAGUCUCAUCCACGAACAGUCCAUCAAAUACACUGACCACAUUAUCCACACACCAGAGUGGCAGUGUCACAACAGACUUCAAAACAAUUUCACAGACUACAAAAACCGUACACCAGAAUUUCACCAACCAUUCUAUAGUCCCAUCAAAUCCGAAAGAACCUAACAAAGAGAAUCGCCACAGUGCAGGAGUUGUGCUUGGUGCAAUUGUAGGAGCCAUUCUAGGAUCUGCAUUAAUUGUUCUGAUUGGGUACUUUAUAUGUGGGAAGAGAAAGUCUGGCUCAUUUUCCCAUCAGCGACUUUAUGAUAACACAAGGAGUGAACCAGGUCUCCGAUUAGAUAAUUCAUCUCAUGAUGUGAGCUUCGGUGAUUUGUCUUACUACAAUCCCAGCACAACAAAUGAGCCAGCAGCACAGAACAGCAGAGGAAGACCAUAUGAUGGCAUUCCAAUGGGUGACAUGACUUCAUCUCAACCCCCAGCAUAAUGUCUGGGGGUAACGUCCGCUGGCUUCAGAUUACAAACUCGUUUAUGAUCUAUGUGCCUUGUUUUACAUACAUUGCUCCCACAGUAUUUUGCAAGUUUAUUUUCCCUGAAGUAAUCCUAUGGCUAUUAACAUGAAAGGCUUUGGAUAGCAUAUCUGAAAUCACAAGGUAUAUUAACACAUGCCAGUCAUACACUGCUGUGCCAGAGCACCACUGUCCCAGUUGGUAAUUAAACUAAAUUCAAUGUUCAAUCUGCUUCUGUGUUAAAAGGCACUAUGCUAUCUUUUAAAAAACAAUAUUAGUAAACUGCACAGAAACAGGAAAAAUCCUGUUUGUUGCACCUGGGCAACUUCCUUUGGCUUCAGUCGAGGUUGCAAACAUGUAAUGGAGCAAAAUACAACCAGGAUCCUAAGGAAAGUUUAGCACCAAGACAAAAUAACCAUAAUGACUAUCUUGAUGAGAAGCAGCUUUCUUCAAAUGUCAUUUCCAUCAAAUCUGCGGCUCGGGGGAUUUCCUCCUCGCCUUGAUAUUUGCAUCUUCCCGAGAGAAAAAGCUAUAAGGCACUGGUUUUAAUUAUAUUACUUACAGCUUGCAAUUUGCCAGGCCAAAGUGAAUUACUGUUUAUCAUGAAGAGAAUUUGCUCACACUGAUAGACUUACAAUUACUACAAAAAGGAGACCACAAGAAUGAAUAGUCAACACUUCCUCCUCCUCUGCACCAGUUGGUUUAUUAUCUGCAUUGCAGGUUAGGAUCUGUAGAAAUGAUGCAGCAUAUUUUGGGAUGGGCUACGUGGAAGGAAGGAAUUCUCUUUGGGUAAAAAAUAUAAAAAGAAUCCAGAGAACCACAGACUAGUUUAAAAUCUUGCUCAUUCAGCAAGUCUAAAAAUCAUUGAGACAUCCAAAAUAAUAGUAUAAUGUAUCUGUUUAUAGCUACCUAAGAUGCCUUAAGACAUAAGAAGGACUUUAUGAAGGUAAAAUAUUACUGGUUAAAAACAACAUGAUGCUUAGGGGUCUCAAAGAUUAAGGGGCUUAAUAUUUGUGUGGGACAUAUGUUUAUUGCUGUGGAUCUUAAUGUGUGUUAUUAAGAGUGGACACUUUGGGCCCAGUCAGUGGAGCUACACCCACGAAUAUCAGAUGAGAACUUGGCCACGAGUGUGUUAAGUUCACAAAGAAAAAAGAAAUGAGAUGUUAAACUUCACUCAUUUGCAACUGUGAUAAUCUAAUGUAAGUA